AUGACAAGCUCGCGGGUGGCAAGUAACCCGCGCACCUUUACGGGCACCCCGCGCACCCCUACAACACCCAACUAUGGCGCCGCCGCCGCCGGACCCUCUGGCACCGACGGGUCAGCCCAGGGUACCCCGACGCGUACCGGCACACGCGACGAGUACACAUCGCUGUCGUCGUUGAUGGGCGGUCCCGAGAGUCCCAAGGGCAAGGCGAGGGACAGCACCGCGUCAGGAUGGAGACUGCCCAUCUCAGAGGGAGGCGAGGCCGAGGUGCCAAACGGGACCGGCAAGAAGGGCGCGCGGCCGCAUCUGUCGCUGUGGAAUCUCAUCGCUCUCACCAUCGCCAUGGGUGGUAGCCAGAUUGUGUGGGCAGUGGAACUGGGCUACGGCAAUCCGUACCUGCUGGAGUUGGGUCUGAGUGAGCAAAACACAUCGCUUGUGUGGCUCGCGGGGCCGAUCUCGGGACUCGUUGUCCAGCCCCUCAUUGGAGCCAUCUCCGACUCGAGCACGUCGCGGUAUCGCCGUCGAUUCUGGGUGGUGGCGAGCACCGCGCUGUUGGUGUUAUCGCUGGUAUCCCUGGGGUACACUCAACCAGUGUCGCGAGCGAUCGUCGACCUCGUCGGCGGAGGCCAAGGGGACUGGGAUCCCAAAUACCAGGCCAUGCGCACUGCCAUCAUCAUUGCAGUCUUUGCCUUUUACAUGCUAGACUUUGCACUUAACGGACUGCAAGCGUCGCUUCGCAACCUCGUCUUUGAUGUCACCCCGACCGAGCAACUCAACACAGCCAACGCGUGGAAUGGACGCUUCAACCACAUUGGUAACAUUGUUGGAUUCUUCAUGGGCUUCGCCAACCUCAAUGGCGUGCCAAUUGUCCGCUGGAUUGGUGGCGACCAGUUCCGCAAACUGUGUAUUCUGUCGCUCCUUAUCCUGCUCGUCACUGUGUGGAUCACCUGCGCGAUGGUCAAGGAGGAUGAGCGCCCUACGGGUUUUGGCGAGCGGCGACCCAAGCUUCGUGACAUGAUCAACACUAUCCACGAAGCGGUCCUCAACCUCCCCAAACCUGUGAGGCGUAUUUGCAUGGUACAGAUCGCCGCAUUCAUGGGUUGGUUCCCCUUCCUCUUCUACGCCACGACAUACGUGGAAAACGUCAUGUCCCACGAACUAGGGCGCGAAGCAGACGGCAACGACGCGACGCGUGCAGGCAGCUUGGCUCUCUUGAUCUACUCCUUUGUUGCUGUCAUCGCGGGUACCGUCCUUCCGUAUCUUUCCGAGCGUGACCAGCGCCUCCUCCCCACCGACGUUGAAGUCGAGGGGGCCGACCAUGACGAUAUUGACGAGCACGAGCGGAUCCGAGAGCUGGUUAACCAGUGGAAGGCCGACGUUCACCGCCAGGGUCGCGAGCUCAAGCUGCCAAGAAUUAUGAUAUCACUCGUCGGCAUCUGCUGGGCAGUGGCGUGCUGGGUCCCAUUUGCCAUGAUUAUGGAAUUCCUGAAGGAACUCGAGGCCGACAGCUCGCGUCCCACUCCACCUGCAUCGCGCACCGGUGCACCCCACUCCAACUCGCUCGGCGACAGCUGGCACUCGCAGCCCUCUUCCCCAUCUCGCGUGCGCGAUAGCGAGCGCGGGCCGCUCAUGAUGAGGAGCUACAGCACAGCCGACCUCGAGGGUGCCAGUGUAGAGUAUAUUGGCCAGGGCCCCGUCGCUGGUGGUACCAUAAUGGGUAUCCACAACCUCGCCAUCGUUCUGCCGCAGUUCAUCAUUGCCAUUGUCGCCUCCAUCAUCUUCAAACUCGCCGACGGUGGCAAGGACGUGACUGACGCGGCUGGAUUCAUGGGUGACAGCGACGACCCAGGAGGACCAGGUGCGCCGCACUAUGUGGACAGGACUGGCGUUGCUUGGGUCCUGCGGUUUGGCGGUCUCAUGGCGCUCGUGGGCGCCGCAAUCUGCCGCCGUGUGCCGCCAACCAAGACGGAGAAAGUGAUGCGUAGGCGAUUGGCCGAGAUGCGCGAGGAGGCCGGAGAGUAG
Molecule: messenger RNA, 2019 nt
Organism: Apiotrichum porosum
Lineage: Eukaryota; Fungi; Basidiomycota; Tremellomycetes; Trichosporonales; Trichosporonaceae
Exons: 8
Coding region: 1-2019 (672 amino acids)
Cellular component (GO): membrane
Molecular function (GO): sucrose:proton symporter activity
Source: RefSeq, a predicted model, not a curated record